This is a messenger RNA of Exophiala aquamarina CBS 119918, 279 nucleotides long. RefSeq lists its product as uncharacterized. The record is from RefSeq and is a predicted model, not a curated record. Bases 7 to 279 code for a protein of 90 amino acids. Gene Ontology annotation, biological process: proton motive force-driven ATP synthesis. Gene Ontology annotation, molecular function: proton transmembrane transporter activity. The transcript has 3 exons. NCBI's taxonomy places the organism in Eukaryota, Fungi, Ascomycota, Eurotiomycetes, Chaetothyriales, Herpotrichiellaceae.
GUUACGAUGUCAACCUCUCAAGGAGUCAAUGUGCUCCGAUACUCGGCUCUCAUCGCUGGUCUCUUCUACGGGUUCUACCACCAAAGAACAAUUACAUCAAAUAACGCAGCUACACAUGCUCAAGCCGAAUACCAACACAAGGUUGAUUUAAUACAAAAGGCAAAGCUCGAAUGGGCCAAGAAGACUCUACCUCCUUCAGCGGACAGCGGCAAUGUUGACUUCAACGAUAAGAACUUUGACCUAGAAGCGUACCUCACUAAGCUCUCGGCGGAGAAUUAA